This is a messenger RNA of Phanerochaete carnosa HHB-10118-sp, 1281 nucleotides long. RefSeq lists its product as uncharacterized. Lineage: Eukaryota; Fungi; Basidiomycota; Agaricomycetes; Polyporales; Phanerochaetaceae. The transcript is spliced from 6 exons. The coding region runs from base 32 to 1249 and encodes 405 amino acids. Gene Ontology annotation, molecular function: protein binding. The record is from RefSeq and is a predicted model, not a curated record.
CCGGGAGGCACGUCCAGGGCGAACCGCAAUCAUGCCUUCCAGUGCUCUACCACCACCAUCUGCACCUACACAUCUCAUUCGGGCACAUCUAACUGCAGCGAAUGCCCUGCACUUUUCAUCAGAUAACGAACGGCUGUACUCCGGGGAUGCGGAGGGGAACGUGAUCAUUACUUCGACGCGUUCAUUGCGUCCACUCGCGAACUGGCGAGCACACACGAAUAGUGUCUUGGGCAUAGAGGAGUGGGAGGACAAUAUCAUAACUCAUGGCCGGGACAAUAAGCUGCACGUAUGGCGGCUUCUCUUGGACCCUGCACGCAAGGUCGGCGAGUCUGCGACAACUCCUGGGCUCUCCAAACCUGAGCUGCGCUAUUCAAUGGAUGUCAAUGCGCUGAACUACUGCCGCUUCUCUUUGCUUCCAUUACAAGACCAGACAGAGUCUGGGCCCGUGGCUCUACUUGCUGUGCCUAACCUCAUCGAGUCCGCUCUGGCAGACGUGUGGGAGCUCCCUGCUCAGAAACGACUGCACGCAGCUAUAGGCAAAAGCGGGUCCGCACAACUGUCCGACUCUGACGGCCGUGAACCCAUAAAUCCCAUUGGCAUUAUCAUGUCUAUGCACCUCUUUAAUGGCCCACCGUCGGACGAGAGCAGCAAGAGGCAGCUUCGGCUCCUUUGUGGUUACGAGAACGGCAGCGUCACGCUGCGGGGAUACCGACAUGGCGAAUGGCGGAAGCCAUCCGUGGAGGGCAUAGACUGGGACACGCUGUGGAGUGUCAAGUUACACGUUGAGAGCGUCAUGGCUAUGACCGUUAAUAGGAUGAAUACAUUAGCCUUGUCGGUAUCUGCGGACCAUAUUGUUGGUCGCUACGACUUGGACGUUGCAUCGGAUGGCAAAGAUCCCGAGCGUGUUGCAGAUGCAUGCACCAUCUAUAGGACGAAGAACCCCGGAAACGGCUCUGUCGCCAUUAGAGAUGACGGACGCGUGUGCGCUAUCGGAGGCUGGGAUGGGAAGAUCCGGCUGUAUUCCACAAAGAUCCUCAAGCCCUUGGGCACGCUGGACUACCACAAGAAGAGCUGCCAAGCCGUCACCUUUGCGCGCUAUCAGCAUGAGCAGCCUAUUCCCACGGACGACGCAGACGAGGAAGAGGGAUUCUCGGAAGACGAGAAGGCAGGACGACGGCGGUGGUUUGCAGUGGGAAGUCAGGACAAUAGGGUUUCUGUAUGGUCGCUGAUUUCCUUUGAGAAAACAUGACCGCAAACGAGCGGAUCCGCGAUUGCGUUUUG